Molecule: messenger RNA, 2185 nt
Organism: Zea mays
Lineage: Eukaryota; Viridiplantae; Streptophyta; Magnoliopsida; Poales; Poaceae
Product: protein AATF
Exons: 11
Coding region: 1144-2013 (289 amino acids)
Cellular component (GO): nucleus; nucleolus
Source: RefSeq, a predicted model, not a curated record
CGUCGCGGAGAGAGGAUGAGGAGGUAUUCCCCCGCGGAGAAUUCACCCACGGUUUCCUCUCCUUCGGCCCAGCCCCCACCCGGCCGUCCACCUAAUCCCGAGUCUCGAGCGAGUAGCGACGGCCGCGCCUGCGCCUGCCUGCGUCUUCCGUGGCGGCGCCCCUACCUCUCGAACCCGUCAGGCGGUCUGGCCGACCUCGCUUCCUCGGCUAGCUACCUACUCGCCAGCGUCUAUUGUCCAGCAGGCGCCCAGCUCCCAAGCGGCCGCAGUGCCCCUGCUUCUGCCCUUGCACGUUCGGCCCCUGUGCUGCACUGCACAGUGAGCCAGACAGCGAGUAAUAUUUACUGAUUAUUGAUUAUUAUCGUUGCAUCAACGCAUCCUAUUUUGAUUGAUGAGUGCCAACUGUUACUUUCUAAAAAACGGCACCGUACGGUAUUUUUCUACCACCAUGUUGUUUAAGUAUUUUCAAUCGAUGUCAUUAUUUGUGCUCUUUAUUUUAGGAUUAUGUAUUUUGGUUUGACUGUAGUAAGAUUUCUAGCCUUAUAAUUAUAAUUUUUUGAUUUUACCCCCUUGCCUCAUUUCUGUGUCUGCCACUGCCUGCCCAUAGUAAAUCCACGGUGAGCCAUCUGCAAGUCAGCGACGAGUUGCUUCUCAAUUCCUUCUCUCGUAGUCCUGUCUUGUCCCCUCACCCAUAGUCAAAUCAUCUGGUCACGUGACCUGAUUUUGAGUGUUUGGUUUAUUGGAAAUAAGAGCAAAGCAGCACAGUAUCAAGAAUGUAGGGCAAUUUGAAUGUUCCUGCUGCACUGCUACUUUUAGAAUUGUAGUAUGCUUCAUCAUUUAUUUAUUUCUAAAAAAACUUGCAUGUAUUCUAUCGUGACUUUUAUUAAGAAAAUAAUGUAUUCACGUAUCUUCAUGUUUCUGAUAAAGGUAUUUGUAUAUGCAUCAGUGCUACACAUGUGAAUACCGGUUUUGUUUCAACUCUGAAGUCAAGUGAUUUUACUGUUUUGUUUUGUUUUGUUUUGCAACAGGUAAGGUUUGUUUUCUUCCAUUCAGUUUGUUGUACUGUGGAGAUCAAACUAGCUAAGGGCAGAGCCAAAUUUGGGGAUUCUUCAACUGAAGCCUUGUAUAGAUAUAGUUUGAAAGAUGAUGAACGAACACAGAGAGGAGGAUGCCUUGAGAGGUCAAGCAGUCAAAAACCAGAAGGCGAUAUGGGACAAGACCAUGGAAAUGAGAUUCUUGCUGCAGAAGGCGUUUUCUACUUCCAACAAGUUACCCCAGGAAUCCAUCAGAACAAGGUUUUGCAAUCAUGAUAAGCAGAUAGAGCAAGCAUAUGAUGAUCUUUUGAAUUCGACGAAACAUACUUUGAGCAGCAUGAUGGAGCUGCAGGAGGCUUUGCUUGAGAGUAAUCAGGCUACAAAGGAUGCCAAUGAAAUUCCUUCUGCCUCAAAUGGAGACAAUGACGAGUGGUCAGAAGUACAGAGAUUGCAGGCAAGGAUAACAACAUUCAGAAAUACCGAGAUAGAUAAAUGGCACAGGAAAAUACAGGUGACAACGGGUGCUGCUGCACUUAAAGGAAAGCUACAUGCAUUUAAUCAGAACAUUAGUGAUCAAGUUGCUGGUUACAUGAGAGAUCCAAGCCGGAUGAUUAACAGGAUGUACUUGACCAACUCUGCUGUUAGAGUAUUUGGAAAGGAUGUGGGAGAACCUGGAACAGCUGAGGAGGGGCACAUUAUGGAAGGUGAUCCUGAACUUAUUGAUGAUUCUGAGUUUUAUCAACAACUUCUCAAGGAGUUCCUUGAGUCAUGUGAUAGAGGGGCAUCAAAGUCGGCAUUUUACUCUCUAAAAAAGCAGCAGGUUAAAAAGAGAAAGCUUGUCGAUCGUCGUGCUUCGAAGAGCAGGAAGAUACGGUACCAUGUCCACGAGAAGAUCACUAAUUUCAUGGCACCGGAGCCCAUGGUUCUUCCUCCAAUGGCUCCGAAGUUGUUUGAGAAUUUAUUUGGGAAUAGCAGCUAGAAUCCAUAAACUGCAGUAGGUUUACAUUUCUUUCUGUUGCCUUUUCUACUUCUAUAAACUGUAGUAGGUAUGAUGUCACUAGACUUAGACUGAAUUGUAAGUUUUGAUGUCCUCAUCAGUUUUGUGCGUAGACAAGCAGAGCCUAGUUCACCAAUCAAAUUAUGCUUCGAUU